Molecule: messenger RNA, 1770 nt
Organism: Drosophila santomea
Lineage: Eukaryota; Metazoa; Arthropoda; Insecta; Diptera; Drosophilidae
Gene: betaTub85D
Product: tubulin beta-2 chain
Exons: 2
Coding region: 177-1517 (446 amino acids)
Biological process (GO): microtubule cytoskeleton organization; mitotic cell cycle
Cellular component (GO): microtubule; cytoplasm
Molecular function (GO): GTP binding; structural constituent of cytoskeleton; GTPase activity
Source: RefSeq, a predicted model, not a curated record
AGUAUCAGCUAGCACGUACACGACUAAAAUAUAAACCUGAAAAAUUAUACGUUUAAAUAUUCAGUCUUUCGCCGCUUUUUGCCCCCAAACGCAGACUGAAUUUGAAGCUCGGUGUUUUUUUUCUACCAUUUUUUCGUUGUGAAAAGGUAACCAUUGAUCCUUGACAGCUUGCCAAGAUGCGUGAAAUUGUGCACAUCCAGGCCGGUCAAUGCGGCAACCAGAUCGGUGGUAAAUUCUGGGAGGUCAUCUCGGAUGAGCACUGCAUAGACGCCACUGGAACGUACUAUGGCGAUAGUGAUCUGCAGCUGGAGCGCAUCAAUGUGUACUACAAUGAAGCCACCGGUGCCAAGUAUGUUCCGCGUGCCAUCCUUGUGGACCUGGAGCCCGGCACCAUGGAUUCCGUUCGCUCCGGCGCCUUUGGUCAGAUCUUCCGGCCGGACAACUUUGUCUUUGGCCAGUCGGGGGCAGGCAACAACUGGGCCAAGGGUCAUUACACAGAGGGUGCUGAACUGGUGGACUCCGUCUUGGAUGUGGUGCGAAAGGAGUCUGAGGGCUGCGAUUGCCUUCAGGGAUUCCAGCUGACCCACUCGCUGGGUGGCGGCACUGGCUCCGGCAUGGGAACCCUGCUGAUCUCGAAGAUCCGCGAGGAGUACCCCGACCGCAUCAUGAACACCUUCUCGGUGGUGCCCUCGCCCAAGGUGUCCGAUACGGUGGUGGAGCCCUACAAUGCCACCCUGAGUGUGCAUCAGCUGGUGGAGAACACGGAUGAGACGUACUGCAUCGACAACGAGGCGUUGUAUGACAUCUGCUUCCGCACACUGAAGCUGACCACGCCCACCUAUGGUGACCUCAACCAUCUGGUUUCGGCCACAAUGUCUGGCGUGACGACCUGCCUGCGUUUCCCCGGCCAGCUGAACGCCGAUCUUCGCAAGCUGGCCGUGAACAUGGUGCCCUUCCCCCGGCUGCACUUCUUCAUGCCCGGUUUCGCACCGCUGACCUCGCGAGGAUCGCAACAGUACCGAGCUCUGACCGUUCCCGAGUUGACCCAGCAGAUGUUCGAUGCCAAGAACAUGAUGGCCGCCUGCGAUCCGCGACAUGGUCGCUACCUGACCGUCGCCGCCAUCUUCCGUGGCCGCAUGUCCAUGAAGGAGGUGGACGAGCAGAUGCUGAACAUCCAGAACAAGAACAGCAGCUUCUUUGUGGAAUGGAUCCCGAAUAAUUGCAAGACGGCGGUGUGCGAUAUUCCACCCAGGGGUCUGAAGAUGUCGGCCACCUUCAUUGGCAACUCCACCGCCAUUCAGGAGCUAUUCAAACGGGUGUCGGAGCAAUUCACCGCCAUGUUCAGGAGGAAGGCCUUCCUGCAUUGGUACACCGGCGAGGGAAUGGACGAAAUGGAGUUCACAGAGGCCGAGAGCAACAUGAACGACUUGGUAUCGGAGUAUCAGCAGUACCAGGAGGCCACGGCCGACGAGGAGGGCGAAUUCGAUGAGGACGAAGAGGGUGGCGGCGAUGAAUAAGGAGUAGCUAUCCACCCUAGAUCAAACUGAACACGAACUCGCUAAUGAGAACCCAUUAAGGAGCACAAUAGACUAUAUCUUUGGGCCUGAACAAUGUCCCUCAAGGCCCGUCGAUUGUACAUAUUUCCUAUUUGGAUUUCUUUUCGAUAUUUUACCAAUUCACACAUACAAAAAAGUCCACCUUUGUUAAGCUCCUGUUGCAAUUGCUGUGAAUUCUAGGUUAACAAAUAAAUGUUGAUUUCUAAGCCGAUAA